This is a messenger RNA of Mesorhabditis spiculigera, 1224 nucleotides long. NCBI's taxonomy places the organism in Eukaryota, Metazoa, Nematoda, Chromadorea, Rhabditida, Rhabditidae. The record is from the annotation of a GenBank genome assembly.
AUGAACUCUGCCAUCCGGGCCGUCGUCCGCACCGGGUUGUUCGUCAACUGCCGCGUCUUCUACGUGUACGACGGGUUCCGCGGGCUUGUCGACAAUCGCGUACAGGAAGCCACCUGGGAGAGCGCGACGAGUUUGAUCCAGAAGGGCGGCUCGGUGCUCGGUGUGGCGCCCUGCGACGAGUUCAAGACGCGCGAAGGAAGGCUAAAGGGCGCAAAAACCCUGGUCCUCCACGGCAUCAACAAUCUGAUCGUCAUCGGCGGCGGCGGGUCGAUGGAGGCGCUGCAGACGUUCAAGCAAGAAUGGCGCUCCCUUGUGCAAGAGCUGGUGAGCAAGGGCCUGGUGCCCGACAACAUGGGCAGGCCGCUGCAGGACCUGGGCGUUUGUGGAAUUCCGUGCGCCGUCACCAACGACAUCUGGGGCACGGAGAUGACGCUCGGGGCCGACUCGGCGUUGACACGCGUCAUCGACUCGGUCGACCACGUCGAGGCGUCGCUCAACUCGUCGCAGCGUGUCUUCAUCGUUGAGGUACUCGGCAAGCACUGCGGCUUCUUGGCGAUGACGGCCGGGUUGGCGGUGGAGGCCGACUUUGUGUUUGUGCCCGAGUGGCCGCCCGUGACGGAAUGGCGCGAGGCGCUCACCGACAAGCUGCAACGCAUGGCACUGACCCUUGAAUGGGGCGAUGUGAUCGGCUGGGUGUCGGAGGGUGGGUCGGCGUUGGGCACGUCUCGGCAGCUCGUCUCCGACCCGGACCGCCUCGCCGCCCACGUGCUCCUCCACAACAUCCGCGGCAUCGCCAUCAUUGGUGGAUUUGAGGCCUUCCAAUCGGCGCUGAUGAUCCGCGACUGGCGCGACGAGUACGACUCUUUCCGCAUUCCGAUCGUCGUCGUCCCGGCUACCAUCUCCAUCCCGUCCGUUGCAGCGUCCCGCUUCGGGGCCAAGGCGUUCGAGCGGAUGUUCUCCCAUUCCCGCCGCAACACCGCCGACAUCGAGCUGCUCGGCGUCCGUUUCGGCGACCAGGCGUACGCUGACGUCGGCAUGCUGGAGACGUUGGCCUGCUUUGUCCACACCAACGUCCGCAACCCUUGGUGGCUGACCACCCACGGCUUGAUGCGCGUGCUCGCCACCCAGGAGAAGUACAUGGCCGAGGCAAUCCCUCCGGAGCGCAGCUGCAACGCGAAGAACUACCAGACGUCGGCCGGCCAGCAGCCCGAGUUCAUCGGCCGC